This is a messenger RNA of Botrytis porri, 1705 nucleotides long. RefSeq lists its product as uncharacterized. The transcript is spliced from 2 exons. NCBI's taxonomy places the organism in Eukaryota, Fungi, Ascomycota, Leotiomycetes, Helotiales, Sclerotiniaceae. The record is from RefSeq and is a predicted model, not a curated record. The coding region runs from base 427 to 1497 and encodes 356 amino acids.
GUUCCAUUCUCCAUUAUUCAUUAAUACAGUAUCCAUAUCGCUAUCAUACUUCUCGUGGUAAUCGACCAAAUAUAAUAAUUUAAUCUCUCUAAUAUGUAAUUGUUCCACACCAAAGCCAAUAAUAAUAAACUGCCUCCAUUCAGAUUUCCCGGUUUGUUUUCUCUCUGUUUACUAAUUACCUAGAGAGUUAGACCACAAGUACAAGUACGGACUGUUCACACAAUCAAUGAUGCUUUCCAUUCCUUUCUUCGAAUUUUCUCUCGUACACCCGCGUGCACAAUAAUACCUACCUCCUUCCUGAUCUAUUGACAUUGUCAUUGAAGAUCCUGUUCAAUAUACCCAUUGAUACCAAUUGCAUUCUUGAACACACCUCACAUAAAUAAAUUAAUCGCGGGGUAACCUUAAGGUGUUGCAAAAAUCAAAACCAUGCUUCGCACAACAGCUACACGCUCUCUUUUGAAGAGCUUCACAAAACUUCCUACCUCUCGAGCAAGCUAUUCUCAAGCUUCCGCAGCUCUCAAAGAUAUUUCUUCUUUCCGCACAUCGAUUUCUAGACGCCCUGCAACCCUCUCCUCCCGUCUCUUUUAUGCCACCAAAUCUGAACCUCCCUACGUACCCGACCAAAUAAAUUUCAAAGAAGAAGAUAAGAUCGGAAAACAAACCAUCGAAGCACAUCCCGAAUCCGUAUCAUCGCAUUCCUCCGUUCGUCCCGUAUUCGAAGAAAAUCCACACCACGAAAGUCAUGGAUCGGUGAAAGAUGAUUUGGAAACUAUCAAGGAAACAUUUGCUCUACGAGAAGUGCCCAAGGAAUCUCUGAUAAUUGGUGCUGCGGGUGUUUUACCUUAUGCUGCUACAUCGGCUUCUACAGUGUAUCUGGCUUAUGAUAUCAAUCAAGCUCAUGCUACUGGACAAGGUAUCUUAUUUUCACCCGAGACGGCUCACCAAUUAUUGGAUUAUAUUACACCUAUUCAAGUCGGAUAUGGUGCUGUUAUUAUUUCUUUCCUCGGUGCCAUUCACUGGGGUCUUGAAUAUGCAGGUUAUGGCGGACAACAGAGUUACCGUCGAUACAUGAUUGGAGUUGUUGCUCCUGCAGUCGCGUGGCCUACUAUCCUUAUGCCAGUCGAAUAUGCUUUAAUUACCCAAUUCACCGCUUUCACAUUCCUCUAUUUCACAGAUGCCCGAGCCACAGUUCGAGGAUGGUGUCCUCCUUGGUACAGCACAUAUCGAUUUGUCUUGACAUUUAUUGUGGGAGCGGCAAUCGUGGCAAGUUUGGUCGGUAGAGGAAGAAUCGUCAGCCAUGAUAGACAAUUGAGAAGUGCAGUUGAUUAUGUUAAAGAGGACAGAGAUGGUCAGUGGAUUGCAUUGGAGCAGGAAGAAAAGAUGAGAAGGGCGAAGUUGGCUGAAGAGGAGAAGGCGGACGAGGAAGAAGAGGCACAAGAUGAAUCUGGAGAUGAGGAGGAAAGUGAUAAUGAAGAUGAGAAGGAUGAGAAGAAAUAAAUCACCAUCCGGGACGAUUUGUACAUACUUAACUUUCUCUCUAUCUGUCUUCAUCAUCCCCUUUUCCGCAACCAAUUAAUGUCUGAUAUUACUUCAGCCUUAAUUCGAUCUAAUCCAUUGCCUGCAGAUGUAUUUUCUAGUAUUUAGCAAGUUAGCAAGACAGCAAGUUUAAAAUAAUUACAACAAGAUUCUCGUCACCAUAUCGUAG